AUGUCCAAGCCUCAGCCCAAAGCAGAAUCUCUCGCAGCCACGAUUAGCCAGAAUACUGCAGAGAUAAGCCAAUACCUAGCUGCACAAGGCCUUCCCGAGCUCUCCUUUGCCCCUGGAGCACUUCCUGUUCUGGAUCUCCCACCGCAUCUUCAAAAGGCUCGGGCCGAACUCCUGGAUGCGACUGCAGAGCUUCAUGAUCUAGUCACGGGACCUCUCAGCUACCUUGUAGGCUUGGUCAGUCCUACUCAUAACAUACUUGCGAGUAUUAAAUUCAUCAACCAGUAUCAGGUCGCAUCGAAGAUCCAAGCAGAUGAAGAAGUCAGCUACGAAGAACUCGCUCAACGAUGCAACGUCCAGGUCGAUGCCAUCCGACGCCUCCUGCGCUUAGCAAUUGCCUUCCAUAUCUUCAGGGAGACCUCGAACGGUUCAGUUAGCCAUUCUGCAGUGUCGAGAUGCAUGCUUGAAAUGCCUCUAGUGAACGACUGGAUCGGCCAUUUUUGCGAUGAGGUAUGGCCAGCAUCUCCACAUACCGUCGACGCCCUGAUGAGAUGGCCAAAUUCGGAGGAGCCUAAUGAGACCGCAUUUUCACUUUCCCAAAGCUCCAACCCAACGCUUUUCGGGUUCCUGCAAGGCACCCCAGCCAAAGCUGAGCGUUUUACGAACGCGAUGAAGUUUUUGCAAGCUGCACCUGAGACAGGCGUAUCACAUCUACUGAAAGACUUACAAUGGGACACAGAACCUGUGCCGAAACGUCUGGUCGACAUUGGUGGUGCAGACGGAGCUAUCACUACCGCAAUUCUGCGCCACUUUCCGACCAUGACAGCAGUGGUUCAGGACCUACCGAAUGUCAUUGAAUCAAACAAGGUCCCUCACGACCUAGAAGGUCGCCUGAAGUUGAUGAGCCACGACAUGUUUUCUCCACAACCAUUGCUGGAUGCUGACGUUUACCUCCUCCGCUCGGUGCUUCACGACUGGUCCGAUAAGUACUGCAUCAGAAUUCUGCGCAGUAUCAUCCCAGCCCUGAAGAGUGGUUCAAAAGUGAUUUUGAACGAAGUCUGCAUGCCUGCACCAAAAGUGCUGUCUGCUUCUCAGGAACGGCUUUUACGAGGUUAUGAUCUAACGAUGAAGCAAUUGUUCAAUUCCAAAGAACGGGAUGCAAAAGAGUGGGAAUCUCUCUUCGCCGCUGCCGACACCCGCUUUCAUAUACGGAGAAUCACUUGUUCCCCUGGCUCUGUACUAUCAGUGAUUGAAGCAGUCUGGACAGAGGGCUCCACUGUGACGUUUGAAGAGUCACUAUAG
Paraphaeosphaeria sporulosa is the source of this 1299-nucleotide messenger RNA. Its product is annotated as putative O-methyltransferase. The record is from RefSeq and is a predicted model, not a curated record. Lineage: Eukaryota; Fungi; Ascomycota; Dothideomycetes; Pleosporales; Didymosphaeriaceae. Gene Ontology annotation, molecular function: O-methyltransferase activity. The transcript is spliced from 3 exons. The coding region runs from base 1 to 1299 and encodes 432 amino acids.